Messenger RNA from Alosa alosa (allis shad), 1363 nucleotides. RefSeq names its product interferon-induced protein 44-like. The transcript is spliced from 12 exons. Bases 73 to 1143 code for a protein of 356 amino acids. Gene Ontology annotation, molecular function: zinc ion binding. The record is from RefSeq and is a predicted model, not a curated record. Lineage: Eukaryota; Metazoa; Chordata; Actinopteri; Clupeiformes; Clupeidae.
CUUUCAACAACUUCGUGGCGUCUGUAACUUUGCCUUGCAUCGAGGACACACAAUUUGUAGCCUAAGGAAAAAAUGGGAUCUUGGUUUUCCAAAAAAUCAAGGGAUCCACCUGAUUCAUUUGAUUCAUUGAUGGAAACUGGCUGGUGUGACAUCCCCUGGAGCCGUGAUACACUUGAGAAGCCGAAGGAAACUUUGAGAGCGCUUCAACCUAAGCACCCUGAUGUAGAGCAUCUCCGAAUCCUUGUGAUUGGCCCUGUCGGAGCUGGAAAAUCCAGCUUCAUCCAUUCUAUAGACAGCAUCUUCCAGAACAAGAUAAUGAAUGCAUCUUACAGAGUGGCUACUGAUCAAAGAAGCUUCACUAACACAUUCACAACCUACACAUUUCAAGAUGAAAGUGGAAAUCGUCUACCAUUUGUCAUCGGUGAUGUCAUGGGCCUGGAAAAUGAAGACGAUUCUGGAGCCAAUACCGAAGACAUUGUCAAUGCUUUAAAAGGUCACAUCAAAGAGAAUUACACGUUUAAUUCUGUAAAGGCAUGCUCAGUGAAUGACCCAGGAUAUAACAGCAACCCAACUCUGAACGACAAGGUUCACUGCUUAGUGUUCGUCAUUCCAAUAGACAACUUCGCCAAUCAUGCAAAAGAGAGAGCAACUGUCCUUAUGCACGAUAACCUCAUCAGGAAGAUGCAACACAUCAGACGAAAAGCCCGCGAUUUGAGGAUCCGUCAAGUGAUUAUCUUGACAAAAGUGGACUUGGAUUGCCAUCAUGUGACAGAGGGCAUCAGAAAUGUCUACAGGAGUAAGAACAUCCAUCAAAAGAUUACACUUGGUGAUUCAACGCCAGUGGUGAUGACACAGAAGACAUGUUCCUGUGUGGCAGGCACUGCUUUAUGCAGCCACAUAGUGGCCCUGCUGUAUCAAACGGCACAAUAUUCACAACUUGAAAUACCAGUGGUACCCCCUGUUCAUAGCUGCACAGAGUCAGAACAGCAAUGGCACAAGCCAAGAACUAUGGGUGUGAAGCCUGGACCCAUCAACGGUCAUGGUCUUCACCAAGCCAGUACCAAAGCGAAGGGUACAGACUGGAGUAAGGGAGAAAAGGCGUGGCUAUUUAAAAAAAAAAGAUUACUCUGCCUUCUCCAUUGAUGGAAAAAGAUUGGAGAGAAAUCAAAUGGGGAGACAAAGAGAAGGAACUUAAAGCACUGAAAAGCAAAGUGCAGGAACUUCAACUGGCAGUCCAGAUGUCCAACAUCUGCGGAUCCUCAUGUACGGACCACCCGGAGCCGGGAAGUCCAGCUUCGUCAACACCAUCGACAGCAUCUUUCAGGACCGCAUGACCAGUGCAGCCACUGUAGAUGCAUCAACU